AUGGAUACUCUUAUUAAAAAAGGAAAAACUCUUAUUAUAUUGCUAUAAAUUGUGCUAGCGCUUCCUGAAUGUUUUGGUUUGUAUCAGCUACCAAUAGAAAUUUUGGAUAAUUCAUCCACUACUUCUAGUUUCACCACCAUUGAAUAUGAACCUACAUUAGAUUAUUUUGCAGUAGGAGGUUAUUAUGGUUAAACUCCUAUUAUUGGACUCUACAAUAACAAGAAUUAUUUCAAUAGAUUCGUUUGGCUUAAUAUUUAUGACUAUGAUAAUAUCAUGACAUAAAUAAAUAUAUUAAUAAAAUCAGUUUAAAGCGAGACUUAAGCAAAUAUCGACAUUGUUAGUUGUUUACUUCUAAGAUUAGAUUUGCAGGGUUAAGUGAAUAAAACAACCAUUAUUUAAAAUAUUGGAAUGUUAAAAAGAUCUAUGAUUAAUACAUUAGCCAUUAGACCAUCAAACGGAGAUAUUUAUCUAUUACUUUCAAAUUUAAAUCAAUAAGGGAUGGUAUAUGUUAUUAGUAAUGAUCUGACUUAAAUCAAUUAAAUUCACAAUAUCAAUAUAAAGCAAGGAUUCUAUUGCUCUGUUAAAUUUGAUCAGACUAAUGAUAUGGCAAAGGUAAUGGGAGUUUUGAUGCCAGAUGAUAAACUUAGAUAUGGGUUAUUCUACUCAGUAUUUCAAGAUAAUUUAGCAUCAUCUUAUACUUAAUCUGGAAUUUAUACUAAUUAACUGGUAUAGUACUAGCCAAUUAUCCCUAUCAUCGAGUAGAAUUUAGACUAUUUAGCUGGUUGUUUAGAAGGCACUGUGAGUGAAAUGGCUAUAUUCGGCAUGUUUUAUAUUAAAACUUCUACAGGUGCCUUACAAAUUUUAUAUAGAGAUGUAACUUCAACCUACCAAUAGAGUGGUGCAUUUUAUUGUAUAGGAAUAAGAUUCGCUAGUUCAAGUGACAUUACGCUGUUUUACUAGGCAAAGAUAGGAAAUAAUGCUUUAAUUGUGUUCACAACUAUUAAAUCAUAUCCAUUAAGUGGAUCACAAACCUCAUUUUUUGAAUUUUCUGAAUGCUAGUCAACUCCCAAAUCUGAUUUUAUCAGAGUUAAUCUGAUAAAGACUCUUUAUAUGAAAAAUGGUUAUAUACAUCUUGGAUUUUUGAUAGACAAGAUUGGCAGAUAAAGGGCUUAUCUAAACUAUUAUUUAGCUACUGAAUAUCUAUCUUUGCUUAGUGAUUCAUGUAUAUUGCAUCCUGAAGGAUAUACAAUUAUAGCUUAAUAAUAUUUUGAUCUCUCAACUAGUACAUACGACAAAGUUUAAAAUGAUAUGAAUGAAUUUCUUAGAGUCAUAACUAUUACGAAUAUGCUACCAUAUGUAAGUCUCUGGCAAGAUCAGAUUAAUUUGACCAAAAACGAUAAAUUAGUGUCUUAACUUCUGGUAAAAUAAGAAAGAAAUCCAGCUAGAUUGUCCUCAGCUAUUGAUUGCUUAAUUGGCAUGCAAUGCCAAAUAUAUCAAUCUAAUUUCACUCUGAGUGGUCAGUGUAGUGAUGCUGGAACCAAUCGAAACUAUAUCACAUGA
This is a messenger RNA of Stylonychia lemnae, 1560 nucleotides long. NCBI's taxonomy places the organism in Eukaryota, Ciliophora, Spirotrichea, Sporadotrichida, Oxytrichidae. The record is from the annotation of a GenBank genome assembly.